CUCCCUCCGCGCACACUGCGCGUGUGCGGCGGCCAUUCCUGCGCGCCAUGGCAGAGGGAGAUGCUAACCUGUUGCGCUACUUCCCGCUGCUGCUUCCUCGGAACCGGGAGAAAACUGUGUAUGAGGGAUUCAUUUCGGCUCAGGGAAGUGACUUCCACCUCCGAAUAGUGCUGCCUAAAGAUCUGCAACUGAAGAAGGCAAGAUUACUGUGUAGCUGGCAACUGAAAAAUAUACUUAAUGAAUACCGUCAAAUAGUCCAACAGAGAAUGAAGCAGUCUCCUGAUCUAGUGAGCUUUAUGAUGGAGUUGAAGAUGAUUUUGGAAGCUGCUUUAAAGCGUAGACGAGAGUUGUGUGUACAACCGCCUUCUCGAGGUUUCUGCACCGACCUUCUGAAUGAGAUAGGAGCUGUUGGUUGGGAUAAACUUGUGUGUGUGGAUACGUCCUUCAGUACCAUCAAGUUAAAAGCAGUGGAUGCUUCUGGUAGAAAGCAUGUGAUCACUGUCAAGUUGAAGGCAAAGUAUCCUGUAGAGCCACCAGAUUGUGUUGUAGACUUUCCUGUUCCAUUUUCUGUUUCCUGGACACCACAGAGCUCCUUGGUGGAUGUGCAUAGUCAGUUCUUGGCAGCAUUGGAAUCACUGAAGGUAUUCUGGGAUGUUAUGGAUGAAAUAGAUGAGAAGACAUGGGUGCUGGAACCAGAAAAACCUCCCCGGAGUGCAACAGCACGCAGGAUUGCAUUAGGGCAUAAUGUUUCCAUCAACAUAGAGGUAGACCCCAGGCAUCCUACCAUGCUUCCUGAGUUUUGCUUUCUUGGAGCUGACCAUGUGAUAAAACCCCUAGGAGUCAAGCUGAGUGAGAACAUACAUUUAUGGGAUCCAGAAAAUAGUCUGUUACAAAAUUUGAAAGAUGUUUUAGAAAUUGAUUUUCCAGCUCGUACUGUUUUGGAAGAAUCUGACUUUAGCAUGGACUGUGGAAUCUGUUACGCCCGUCAUCUUAAUGGUGCCAUUCCUGAUCAAGUAUGUGAUAAUCCCCAGUGUGGACAGCCUUUCCAUCAAAUAUGCUUAUAUGAGUGGCUGAGGGGGCUGAGCACCAGCAGACAGAGCUUCAACAUCCUCUUUGGUGAAUGUCCCUAUUGCAGUAAGCCGAUUACCUUGAGAAUGUCUGUGAGAAAACCCUGAAGAAAGAAUGAGACACACCUGUGAAGAGAAGGAAUCCUUAUAAAUUGUUUUAAAAAAAAUGAUUUAUUUGAUGAUUUCAGAGAAAAUACAAAGCGAGACAAACUAGUACCAACAGGCACAAUAUAGUGAGUCCAUAGUUAUACACAUCUGCCUUCAUGUCUUCACUCAGUGUCACUGGGAAAGCUGCAGGACAAAGUCUUGGAGGACUUCCCAAGUCUGUGACACCCACAUCACUGGUAGAAAUAUAUCUGUACUGAGCUGGAUACCUUGGCUUUCUGAUUGUAUCUCUACUGGUGGGAUCUGGAUAGGACUUACAAUACGAACCUUGGAAACUCAUAUAGCUGGGUGUCUGUUGAAGACUGUGCAUGUCACUCUGAAAAUCUGAAUACUCAUACAUAUUUCUUCUCCUUGAGUUUUCCUAUGAAAAAAAUAUAGUUUGUUAGAUUUGAGUUAUCCAGGCAUUUAUUGUGUACUCUGUAAUAGUGCUAAAUAAAACACAGCAAGCAAGUCUGGCA
Molecule: messenger RNA, 1690 nt
Organism: Cricetulus griseus (Chinese hamster)
Lineage: Eukaryota; Metazoa; Chordata; Mammalia; Rodentia; Cricetidae
Source: RefSeq, a predicted model, not a curated record